This is a messenger RNA of Periophthalmus magnuspinnatus, 2826 nucleotides long. It is a transcript of the gene rad54l, whose product is annotated as RAD54 like. Bases 13 to 2223 code for a protein of 736 amino acids. Gene Ontology annotation, biological process: double-strand break repair via synthesis-dependent strand annealing; reciprocal meiotic recombination. Lineage: Eukaryota; Metazoa; Chordata; Actinopteri; Gobiiformes; Gobiidae. The transcript has a single exon. Gene Ontology annotation, cellular component: nucleus. Gene Ontology annotation, molecular function: ATP binding; ATP-dependent chromatin remodeler activity; DNA translocase activity. The record is from RefSeq and is a predicted model, not a curated record.
UCUGCAAAAAAAAUGAGACGGAGUUUGGCCCCGAGUCAAGUGGUCAAACGGAUUAAGCGAGAAGAGGAUGACCCGGACUGGAGCGAGCCGAAACGUGCCAAGAAAGAGGCGCCGGUGACGCAUUUGAACCCGUACAGAAAACCACUGACUCCCCUGUGCGCGCAGCCCGGGGAGAGCUGCACGAGCGGGGAGAAGCACGAGAGGUACAUCCAGAGCAUCCUGUCCCGGCCCUUUAAGGUCCCCAUCGCGAACUACACGGGUCCGCUGGGGCUCCGGGCGCUGGGGGUGAAGCGCGCGGGCGGGAGGAGGGCGCUCCAUGACCCGUUUGGAGAGGGCGCGCUGGUGCUGUACGAGCCGCCCAUCCUCUCCGCGCACGACCUCAUCCGAGCCGACAAGGACAAGCUGGAGGUGCACGUCGUGGUGGAUCCGCUGCUGUCCCGAGUCCUGCGGCCGCACCAGAGAGAGGGAGUCCGGUUCCUGUGGGAGUGCGUCACGGGAAGGCGCAUCCCCGGGUCCUUCGGCUGCGUCAUGGCGGACGAGAUGGGGCUGGGGAAGACGCUGCAGUGUAUCGCGCUUAUUUGGACUCUGCUGCGACAGAGCCCUGACGCCAAACCCGAGAUUGAAAAGGCGAUCGUGGUGUCGCCCUCCAGUUUGGUGCGUAACUGGUACAACGAGGUGGGGAAGUGGCUGGGCGCGCGCGUCACUCCGCUCGCGAUAGACGGAGGCUCCAAGGACGAGAUCGACCGACAGCUGACGAACUUCAUGUGCCAGCGUGGUCUGCGAGUGCCCACGCCCGUGCUCAUCAUCUCCUACGAGACUUUCCGGCUGCACGCGCACGUCCUGCACAAAGGCAAAGUCGGUCUGAUCAUCUGCGACGAAGGACACCGCCUGAAAAACUCUGAAAACCAGACGUACCACGCGCUGAACGCCAUGAGUGCUCAGAGGCGAGUGCUCAUCUCAGGCACGCCCAUCCAGAACGACCUCCUGGAAUACUUCAGCCUCGUGCAUUUCGUGAACACAGGGAUCCUGGGCACGGCCAACGAGUUUAAGAAGCGCUUUGAGAUGCCCAUUCUCAAAGGAAGAGAUGCAGACGCCAGCGAAAAAGACCGACAGGCCGGCGAAGAGAAACUGAAGGAGCUGAUCGGGAUUGUCAAUCGAUGCUUGAUCAGGAGAACCUCUGAUAUUCUGUCCAAGUAUCUCCCGGAGAAGAUCGAACAGGUGGUGUGCUGUAGACUAACUCCUCUGCAAAGUAAACUCUAUCACCACUUUUUACAGCAGGCCAAUCCGAUCGAGAAACUGCAAGAUGGAAAGAUCAGCGUCUCCUCUCUCUCCUCCAUCACUUCGCUCAAAAAACUGUGCAACCACCCGGCGCUAAUCUACGACAAGUGUGUGGAAGGCGAGAGCGGGUUCGAUGGAGCUCUGGAUCUGUUUCCUCAAAACUACAACCCGAAAACUUUGGAACCGCAUCUGUCGGGCAAAAUGCUCGUCCUCGAUUACAUUCUGGCCAUCACCAAAAGCACCACGAACGACAAAGUGGUUCUGGUGUCCAACUAUACGCAGACGCUGGACCUGUUCGAGAAGCUUUUCCGCAGCAGGAAGUAUCUGUACGUGAGACUGGACGGAACCAUGUCCAUAAAGAAGAGGGCCAAGAUCGUGGAGAGGUUCAACGACCCCACCAACCCCGAGUUUAUUUUCAUGCUGAGCAGCAAGGCCGGAGGGUGCGGACUCAACCUCAUCGGAGCCAAUCGUCUGGUGAUGUUCGACCCAGAUUGGAACCCGGCAAACGACGAGCAGGCAAUGGCGCGCGUGUGGAGGGACGGGCAGAAGAAAAGCUGCUACAUCUACCGCUUGCUCUCCACUGGGACCAUCGAAGAGAAGAUACUGCAGCGACAGGCGCACAAGAAAGCCCUGAGCAGCUGCGUGGUAGACGAGGAGACGGACGUGGAGAGACACUUUUCCCUCGGAGAACUGCGAGAGCUGUUUACGCUGAACGAGGACACUCUGAGCGACACCCACGACCGGUUCAAGUGCAGACGCUGCGUGAAUGGCAGAGAGGUGCGCCCCCCGGUGGACGCAGACUGUAACAGCGACCUCUCGCAGUGGCGUCACACUUCGCACAAAAAGGAGCUCAGAGAUCAAGUGCUCAAACUGUCCUGGGACACAGCCGUCAGCUUUGUGUUUCACCAGUGCUCCCACAUCAACCAGAAGACGGGAGAGGAAUAAACCAGGGCUAGAACCAGAUUAAACCGGGACUAAACUUGGACUAAACCAGGUCUUAGCCAGGUCUCUCAUAUCCAGAAGACAGGAGAGGACUAGGCAGGGCUGAAACUGGACUAAACCUCUGCUCCCACAUCAACCAGAAGACGGGAGGGGAAUAAACCAGGGCUAGAACCAGACUAAACUUGGACUAAACCAGGUCUUAGCCAGGUCUCUCAUAUCCAGAAGACAGGAGAGGACUAGGCAGGGCUGAAACUGGACUAAACCUCUGCUCCUACAUCAACCAGAAGACGGGAGAGGAAUAGACCAGGACUAGAACUGGACUGAACCAGGUCGUAGCCAGGUCUUUCGCAGGUCUUUCAAAUCAUCCAGAAGGAGAGGACAGGAGAGAACUAGACCAGGACUGAAACUGGACUAAACCUCUGCUCUUUCAUCAACCAUAAGACCAGAGAGGAAUAGACCAGAACUUAAAACUGGACUAACCCUGGACAAGAACAGGACUUGAUAAAUAAGAAGUCUAACCUGGACUAGCCAGUUCUGAUUUCGGACAAAACUAUGAUUCAAAAUGGGUUUGGUCUACCAGGUCAAAAGUGGAACUCUACAAUGUCA